Zygosaccharomyces rouxii is the source of this 567-nucleotide messenger RNA. It is a transcript of the gene SNU23, whose product is annotated as U4/U6-U5 snRNP complex subunit SNU23. The record is from RefSeq and is a predicted model, not a curated record. Gene Ontology annotation, biological process: mRNA splicing, via spliceosome. Lineage: Eukaryota; Fungi; Ascomycota; Saccharomycetes; Saccharomycetales; Saccharomycetaceae. Gene Ontology annotation, cellular component: U4/U6 x U5 tri-snRNP complex; spliceosomal complex. The transcript has a single exon. The coding region runs from base 1 to 567 and encodes 188 amino acids.
AUGGCCAAUUUUGGUCGAAGGACCUGGGAUAGAGAGGAGUACGCUCAGUUAGCUCAAGAAGAACCUUUAAGCCAUGAAGAAACGUUGAAGAGUUCAUUAAGUGAUGCUAAAUUACAACAGCUCAAGAACAAAUAUACCGAUCAUAAUAGGCUUGUAAGGCAGUCUAUGCAUGACUUGAACAAAAAAGUGCUGGCCACUGGAAUUAGCUCCUAUAAAAGAGGUAAGCAAUUUGGGUUUUACUGUGAAUUAUGCGAUUUAACCCAUAAAGAUACUGCACAGUACAUUGACCAUCUUAACCACAAGACUCACCAACUAAAAUUUGAAGCUAUAUUUGGUGAAGAUCUAGUGGCAGAUAAAAGGGACAAUGAUGAUAUUCCUCCAGAGGAAUUUAGUAAGGAGUACAAGACCUUAGUGAGUCGAUUCGUUAAGCAACAUGCAUCCAAACCAAAAGCAACUAGUACCGGCACUAGAAUUGGAAAAUCACAAAAUGUCAAUGCCCCUAGCAAUCCUCCCUCUGCUAUACAUCAAUCUAUGGGGUUUUCUACCUUUGGUAGUACAAAAAUGUAG